Molecule: messenger RNA, 1152 nt
Organism: Musa acuminata subsp. malaccensis (wild Malaysian banana)
Lineage: Eukaryota; Viridiplantae; Streptophyta; Magnoliopsida; Zingiberales; Musaceae
Product: expansin-A4
Biological process (GO): plant-type cell wall organization
Cellular component (GO): extracellular region
Source: RefSeq, a predicted model, not a curated record
UCCUUCCCAUUUCAUCAAACACCUGCGGCGCACGUUCUCCGAUGGCAUCACCAAACUCCUCCCUCUCCAAUGCCGUCUUCCUCUUCUCUUCCCUCGGCUUUCUCGUCGCCGGGGCCUCCGGGUACUCCGGGUGGGAGAGCGCCCACGCCACGUUCUACGGCGGGGGCGACGCUUCCGGCACCAUGGGUGGAGCGUGUGGGUAUGGCAACCUUUAUAGCCAAGGCUAUGGCACGAACACGGCGGCGCUGAGCACGGCGCUGUUCAACGACGGGCUCAGCUGCGGAUCCUGCUACGAGCUGAAGUGCGACGACGACCCGCGGUGGUGCCUCCCGGGGUCGAUCGUGGUCACCGCCACCAACUUCUGCCCGCCCAACAACGCGCUCCCGAGCGACAAUGGCGGGUGGUGCAACCCGCCUCGGCCCCACUUCGACAUGGCCCAGCCGGCCUUCCUCCAGAUCGCGCAGUACCGCGCCGGGAUCGUGCCGGUGGCCUUCAGAAGGGUGCCGUGCGUGAAGAAGGGCGGGGUCAGGUUCACCAUCAACGGCCACUCCUACUUCAACCUGGUGCUGAUCACCAACGUCGCGGGCGCCGGCGACGUGCACUCCGUGUCCAUCAAGGGCUCCAAGAGCGGGUGGCAGGUGAUGUCCCGCAACUGGGGCCAGAACUGGCAGAGCAACUCCUACCUCGACGGCCAGAGCCUCUCCUUCCGCAUCACCGCCAGCGACGGCCGCACCAUCACCAGCUUCAACGUCGCGCCCGCCGGCUGGCAGUUCGGCCAGACCUUCGAGGGCGGCCAGUUCUGACCUCCAUCACUCCCAUUCUUCCACCCACCAACCAUCGCAGCAGGAAGAGAGAGAAGAAACCUCUUCAAACACUAUAUAUACAUACAUAUUAUGGGUGUGUGAGAGAGAGAUGAUGCCAAGGCCGAGGUUGCUUGAUGAGCACCCGCCAAUGCCUUCUCUUACAAGUAGAGACGUAUCAUAUGAUGCUGGUCUUAAUUAGCUUAUAAGGAUUGCAGGCAGUAGUACUACUCUAUUAUUCCUCAUCAAAUGGAUGAGAGAUGGCUGUGGGGAGAGGCAACUGUACUCGUGUGUUGUGGCAAGACACUCAUGAAAUAUAUGAAACAUGCAUUGCUUGUCGUUUGGCACCUCA